This is a messenger RNA of Solea solea (common sole), 5512 nucleotides long. It is a transcript of the gene klc1a, whose product is annotated as kinesin light chain 1a. Gene Ontology annotation, molecular function: kinesin binding. Gene Ontology annotation, biological process: axo-dendritic transport. Gene Ontology annotation, cellular component: membrane-bounded organelle; cytoplasm; kinesin complex. Bases 439 to 2373 code for a protein of 644 amino acids. The record is from RefSeq and is a predicted model, not a curated record. NCBI's taxonomy places the organism in Eukaryota, Metazoa, Chordata, Actinopteri, Pleuronectiformes, Soleidae. The transcript is spliced from 16 exons.
GUCGCACCAGGUGACGCCAUUUUCACGCAGCGUCAGUUAGUCAGUCAGUGACUGGACCACCGGGCUGUCAUCUCCAUGGGCGGCCACUCUGCGGCUUCUUCUCCCCCCACGAAGCCGCUCUCCCGUCGGCAUUAGUUACUCGGAGCAGUCGCUGUCACGAUGGAGCCGCUGGAGCUCAGACUGAAGAGCGGAGGUGAAGCUAAACGUGUAGCUACGUAGCUCAGUGGACAUCAGUGAACCGCGGCGGUCCGUGCAGUGGAUUCCUUCCCCAGUUUGGAAAUAAAGUCACCCUCGAAUAUUCGUAUUCAAAUAUUUGAACACUGACAGUAAAGGAGCGGCGCCCCCACCUCUGAUUGGUCGUGAUUUUAUCCGGGAGAAGGGACAAGGAAGCGGCGGAACAGUCCGGCUACACUGGCAACGGAUGUCCUGAGAGAACGGAUGCGUGAGGACAUGUCCACAAUGGUGUGCGUGAAGGAGGAGGAGAACCCCGGGGAGAAGCUGUCCCAGGAUGAGAUCAUCUCCCGGACCAAGCAGGUGAUCCAGGGGCUGGAGGCCCUGAAGCAGGAGCACCACUCCAUCCUGGACGGCCUGCUGGGCACGCUGCGCUGCCUGAAGCAGGACGAGGAGGGCGUCCUCGUCGAGGAGAAGUCCCACAUGAUCCGCAAGUCCCUGGAGAUGCUGGAGCUCGGGCUGAGCGAGGCACAGGUGAUGAUGGCGCUGUCGAGCCACCUGAGCUCCGUGGAGUCAGAGAAGCAGAAGCUGCGGUCUCAGGUCCGCCGGCUCUGCCAGGAGAACCAGUGGCUGAGGGACGAGCUCGCCGGGACGCAGCAGAAGCUGCAGAAGAGCGAGCAGAGCGUGGCGCAGCUGGAGGAGGAGAAGAAGCACCUGGAGUUCAUGAACCAGCUGAAGAAGUACGACGAGGACCUGUCGCCCUCUGAGGAAAAGGACUCGGACUCCAGCAAAGAGAAUCUCGACGAUCUCUUUCCUGACGACCACGACGAUCAAGCCCCAGGCAUCCAGCCGGCUCAUGGCAGCGCGGCGGCGGCGGCGGCUCAGCAGGGAGGCUACGAGAUCCCGGCCCGCCUGAGGACGCUCCACAACCUGGUGAUCCAGUACGCCUCCCAGGGCCGCUACGAGGUGGCCGUGCCCCUCUGCAAACAGGCCCUGGAGGACCUGGAGAAAACCUCUGGACACGACCACCCAGACGUGGCCACCAUGCUCAACAUCUUAGCCCUCGUUUACAGGGACCAGAACAAGUACAAGGAGGCGGCCAACCUGCUGAACGACGCUCUGGCCAUCAGGGAGAAGACUCUGGGCAGAGACCAUCCAGCUGUCGCUGCCACCCUCAACAACCUGGCUGUCCUGUAUGGGAAGAGAGGCAAGUACAAGGAAGCAGAGCCUCUGUGUAAGAGAGCGCUGGAGAUCAGAGAGAAGGUUCUGGGGAAGGACCACCCAGACGUGGCCAAGCAGCUGAACAACCUGGCUCUGCUGUGUCAGAACCAGGGCAAAUAUGAGGAGGUGGAGUAUUACUACAUGAGAGCGCUGGAUAUCUACCAGACCAAGCUGGGCCCAGACGACCCCAACGUGGCCAAGACCAAGAAUAACCUGGCGUCCUGUUACCUGAAGCAGGGCAAGUUCAAGCAGGCCGAGACUCUGUAUAAAGAAAUCCUCACCCGCGCUCACGAGAGGGAGUUCGGCUCAGUCGACGACGUGAACAAACCAAUCUGGAUGCACGCUGAGGAGAGAGAGGAGCAGAGCAAGGGGAAGCAGAAGGACGGCUCACCGUUUGGAGAAUACGGCGGCUGGUACAAAGCCUGUAAAGUGGACAGCCCCACGGUGACGACCACCCUGAAGAACCUGGGCGCUCUCUACAAGCGGCAGGGGAAGUUCGAGGCGGCGGAGACUCUGGAGGAAGCUGCCAUGCGUUCCAGGAAACAGGGUCUGGACAACGUGCACAAGCAGCGCAUGGCCGAGGUCCUGAGCGAGCCUGAGAGCCGCGAGAAGCAGCGCAGCCGCGAGAGCCUCACCUCGGACACGGUGAAGUACGAGAGCGGCCCGGACGGUGGCGAGGAAGUGAGUAUGAGCGUCGAGUGGAACGGGGACGGCUCCGGCUCCCUGAAGAGAAGCGGCUCCUUCAGUAAACUGCGAGCGUCGAUCCGUCGCAGCAGCGAGAAGCUCGUGCGUAAGCUGAAAGGCGGCGGCGGCUCGUCGCCACGAGACAGCGAGCCCAAAAACCCCGGCAUGAAGCGAGCGAGCUCACUGGGCGUUCUUAACGUGGCGGACAAGGCUGUGAGCGACCACUACCAAGAACGAAAUAAUCGUCUGAGGAAAAGUCGCGACCUGAGCGCUAGCCACACUGACCUGGCGCAUUGAAGGUGACGGGGCGGGCGGAGCCUGUUAGGUCACAGGAAGUGGUGAGGACGGACUUUCUGUGCUGAGUCAUUGAUUUGACCAACCGCUGUAAAAAGAAACAAAACAUAAAAAAUACGUCAAGCGCUUUCACCGCACUUUGAAAGAUUUGUUCUCUUGCAGCGAGUUUCUGGUGUUUUUACGUUGUUUUUGAUGAAUGAAGACUUUUGCUUUUGAAGUUCUAUGUUUACAUUUUUGAAAUUGAUGUUUUGCUGCUCCGAAGUUUUUUUCUUUGGUUUUUUUUCUGAAAUAAGCCUCGGGAAUAUCCGAGCUCCGCGGUAAAAUAACGUAAAAUAAAGGCGAGGCUUUCUCAGGACGGAGGCUUUAGUUUCACACACUGACUGCAAACUUCAUUAUCUCUCCACACAAAAAAAAUCAUCCAGGUUUAUGUAUAAAACAAAAUACUCUCAACACUUUUACCACGAGAGUGAAGUUUUACAAAUCCAACCAAAAAAGUUUAUGCAAAACCUAUUUAAAGAAAGUUAUUAUUGUAUAAAAAAUAUUGCUAGAUAAAUAAUGUAAGAAUUUUCGUAAAUCAUCGUAAACCAGCGAUUCUUAAUAGAACCAAAGAAGUGGAAUUGAAGGUAAAUAUAUAUCAAAAGAAACAUACAAAUGAAAUAAAAAUACAGAUUCUUCAGUGUAAAAAUCGGAAUUGAAUUUACGUUCACUCUGCAAACACGCUCACAUUUUACUACGUUAUCGUCUUAAAGUGGUGACGGACUUGAAUAAGUUUAAUUUGUCAGAAUUUGAGGUUAAAGGUCAGAAAAGCCGGGCUUUAAGUGACGUAAGCUCCGUUUUUCGCAGUUUUGUGUGUACGAGAUUUAAAGAUUCUUAAAGCGGGUUUAUUCACUUUACAGACCGCUGAGUCAUCUAUCGCUGCCGUGAAUGAUGACUAUGCAUUUUCACUGGAUUCGCCUCUAUGCAGACGAUGUUCAACAAAACCUUCACAAGCUCAGAAAAUAACUUUACUCUUUUAUCUUAAGAGAAAGUCUAUUAAGUGUGAGUGGUUCUUCUAAAGUAAGGCUAAAUUGUCGGGUUUGACUGGAUUAUCUUAAUCUGGGAACAAAAAUCAAUGAAUUCAUACAUUAUUUUUAUAUUUUCAGUGAUUAUGUUUGGACCAACACUUUACAAACUUUCUCUUAGGAUUGAACAGGACAAUUAUUUUUUGUAUUUUGAAUACACUCUCACAUUGAACUUUUUUUGUUAUUAUAUUUAAAAAAACAAAACAAUUUAUUAUUAUAAAAUUUUUAGGGAAUUUUUGGUACUUUAUUAAACCCUGUAGGUAAAUUUCUUAUCAGAUUAUACCUGAUAAAGUCUGACAGAUUUUCUUCCACAUAAAAAGAAAAGUUAACCCAGUUCUAAUCAAGAAAUCAGGAAAUUCUGAAUUCUACGAUAGAUUUAAAAAAGAAAUGUAAAAUGCAAAAAAAUCCAAAAAGUGUCUUAUAAAAAAGUCCGUCCAUGAUUGGAAGAAGUUUGAUAACGAACAAGAAACUGUAAACUCUGUAAAUAUCAGGCAAACAGAAAAAACCACAACUUUAAGGUUAUUUUUAAAUUAUGAAAAAUGUUAGCGUUAGUUUUUCUCACAGAAGUUGGAUAUGCGUGUAUUUAGUUUGUUUUUGUUUUUUUGCAGGGCUGUGCAAUAAGCUUUUGUCUGACGUCUCCUUAAAUUUGCUUGAACAAAUCUUUACAUCUCACACUUUGAAUUCCAAUUCUUAAACCUGAUGUUAGCUUCGUGUCGUUCAGAGUUUAUGUGAAGGUUUUCAUUCCAACACUUUAUAAUGUAACGUUUCAGCUUUUUAAAUAAAAAUUGUUUUUGGUUGGUUUCCCAAAUAAAUAAUAAUAAAAACACAUACACGAAGCCCUGAAAUGUAAAUAAACAGUAGAUUGAAUAACUUACAACAUUUAUAGUUGUUUUUCUUUCUGUGCCUGCAACAAUUUAGUCAAAGUGAUUUUUUUUUAAAUGUCAAAGAUCUCAUUUUUAGAUGUUUGUUGACUGUUGAUCAGUCGGUUCAUCGACCUGCUUCCAGCUCUUAUUUCUAAUUCUCUCUCGUCUUAAUGUAGAAUCUCCACAAAGUAUCGAGGCACAUAAAUAACGUAAUAAACGUUGGAUAGUUUUAGUGGGCAACAAUUUAAACAAAAAGAUGAAUUUCUGAAAAAAACUAAAUAAAACAAUAGUUACAUAUUUUAAUUUGUUACAAUUUGUUGCAGAAGAAGCGGAGGCUCAUUUCUCAGCAUUUUGCAAAUAAAUAAGAAUUUAAAUGAAGAUAUAUAUAUAUAUAUAAAAUAUAAAAUUCCUUAAACCCAAUAAAACUGAUAAAAUAAAUAAGUUAAACUACGGAAACAAAGAAAGGCCAAAAAUAGUCACAUACGUAAAAUGACAGACCUGUUCAUUCUGGCCUGUUUUGCCUUCCGUAGUUUUACUUAUAAAUACUUUAUAAGUGAUCGUUGGACAAAAGCGAAGCGUCGUCGGCGUACGCAUUGUUCCUGCUCACACACACAUGUCGCGCUUGUACAGAGAAAAUCCAACAAAAACAGAAGGAAAAUCCUGAAAUGAAAUGAUUUCUGAGUGAGGACGAUGACUAUGUAGCUGAUGAUUAUGAUGAUGACAUGAAUGUAAAUUUGUGAUUAAUGAAAGCACAGUAGUUUUUUGUCGAUUGUGUUUGUGAAGGUAAAUUUCAGUCUCUUAUCUUAUUUUUCCUUAUAUGUGUUUUCUCCUCUCGUGUCUGUGGACCACGUUGUCGUGUGUGAUGUGUGAACUCUUAUGCGAGGGUUUAUACUCAGUGUCGCCCCCUAUCACCCUAUAAUUGAACUGCAGGUAAAUGUCAAAAAAUUAAAAACAAAAGCAAAAUUGUUUUUUUUUUUGUUUUUUUUAUAAUAUUUCCAGUGUAUUAUCACAUACAUAAAACAAACCAAUCGAAUAUAAUUUUGGAUGUAUUGAUGUCUGGUUGCCAUGGCAACAUACUGACUGCUGCUCCCUCCACUAAUGAGCUCCUAAAAAAUGUGGGUUUUUGUUGACAUUAUAAUUUUAUAAUCAAACCUUUUUUCCCCCUCUGUGUUAAAUGUGUGUUCACAGUAAAUAAAUGUUUCCUGGUUGAGACUGGCA